Molecule: messenger RNA, 591 nt
Organism: Acanthoscelides obtectus
Lineage: Eukaryota; Metazoa; Arthropoda; Insecta; Coleoptera; Chrysomelidae
Source: the annotation of a GenBank genome assembly
AUGACUAAAGGCAAACUCCAACUGUGGAUCGACAUCUUGCCAAUAACAGAUUUACCGGCUCCAAGGCAAGUGGAUAUAACCCCAAGAAAGCCAAUUAACUACGAGCUCAGGGUGAUUAUUUGGAAGGUUGAAAAUGUUUUACUGGAUGAAGUCGACCUUCUUAGUGGAGAAAGAAAGUCGGAUAUUUACGUCAAAGGCGUUAUGUAUUCUGAAACUCCUGUUAGAGUAGUAGCAAAUAUCGAUUCUAUGUGUAAGAAACCUCUUCCACCCUCCGAUAUUGAAGUGUAUAUUCUAUCAGCAUUUGCACGAGGAUGCAAUAAGCUAUGUAUAGUAGCUGAAAAUUUGGUUGCCUUUUUUGGUGUUCAUUGUGAAGAACCUAGGAGUGCAUCGUAUUUACUGUCGUUGAUUCUUAAAAAGCAUUUAACUACUUCUAUAUUCAUUAUCAUUGCUUCACCGUACACGACUGAUUCUGGUGUUACUACCCACAGUAACAGCAACUUGAUUACCACCAAUUUGGUUACUAGCGUCCCGAAUGCUGUCACGCAAAGCGCCAGGCGCACCCUGGCGUCCCUCACAGCGGCACUCCUUUGA